Molecule: messenger RNA, 1416 nt
Organism: Yamadazyma jaroonii
Lineage: Eukaryota; Fungi; Ascomycota; Pichiomycetes; Serinales; Debaryomycetaceae
Source: the annotation of a GenBank genome assembly
AUGGAAGAUAAAUCAUUUGAUUCCUUAAAUAGUAGUAUAAGUUCAAGGAAGACUUCAAAUUUCUUCCCUAAGCUGGCAAUUUCUACCCCCAACUUGAAUACUUAUUCCACUCCUAUGACACCAAUUAUUAAUCACAAUCCUUCCGGAGUUAAUUUUAAUCAAUUGAAUCAAGCUUUAAACAAUUUACCAAAUUUAUCAAAUUCAUCAGUUAGUCACCAACCAACCCCUAAAAGCUUUAGCCUGGGUUAUGGUGGUGGUGGUGGUGGUGGUUCAUUCAACGGUAAUGGGAUGUCGUCUUCUACGUAUAGUAGUCACACGAAUCAUUCCAAUCAUUCCAAUUAUUCCCUCGUCUCCAAUCCUGGUGCCAAUUCAAAUCCCUCCUUUAACUAUGGGAAUGGAUCUUUAGGUAACGGAUAUGGUUCAAACCAAUCUACACCUAUUUUUAAUGAUUUUGAGUUUGAAGUGAAAUCUCCCGAUAAACGAGCUUCGAGUUUCAAUGAUAUUUGGAAGAAGCCCCUUGAUGAUUUCAACUUUCCCUUAGAAUCUACAUUCGAAUCCACUUUAGAAUUAGGGAGGGAAUUGGAGAAGAGUUAUUUGGAUUUAAACAGUAACUUGAGUAGUACCCUCAACUUUGUGUUGGAAGAAUCAGAUCUAGCACCCGAUCAAUUACCAGAUUCAAAUAUUUAUAAGAAAAAGUCUAGAUCUUAUUCGUCAAAUCAUAAUUAUGUUUAUAAUGGUCAAAAUUAUAGUCCUGAACUAUUCCCCUUGUCGGUACCCCAAUCUAAUUAUCAUACUUCAACACAAUCAAGUUUCCAAUCUAUGAAUUCGGCUAGUUCUCAAUCAAGUUAUCCUAUCAAUAGCCUUGGUCAUUUAGGGCCUGCGAUAGUAGGGAAUGGCAGUGCAGGUAGUGGUAAUUCAGGGGCUGGACCUCAAGGUAGCUUUAGUAGUCCUAAUCCUGCAACAUAUGGCAAUCAAGGAUAUGGGUAUUCAUAUUCUAAUCAAAGAACUUCCAUAUCAUCAGUUCAUACCACAUCUUCAGUCCAUUCUAUUGGUCCUGUGGAUUCCAUAGACUCUGUCAAUGGCUUUGAGAUGUCAACCAACCCCCUUAGCUUCGAGAAUGAUGAAAUCCUCAUCAAACUACCCAGACUGAAACCUUUAGCUCAACCAACCCUCAAUAUUCAAAAAUUUAAUGAAUCUUUCAGCUCAACUUUUUACAAAAGAAAUAAGAACGGUUAUAUGUACAUCAAAGAACUGAAUGACGAUUUGAUCAAGCUUGAUGAUUAUUUCUUUAAAAUCGAUAUUAAACUCCGAAGAGAUAAAACAAGCUUAACAGUAGAUGUCAAUGAUAUUAUUGGCAGUGAAUUUAUAAAUGAUUUCAAAAUUGUCAAGAAAAAACCCAUGAAAAAGUACGAUUAA